Molecule: messenger RNA, 3322 nt
Organism: Nerophis lumbriciformis (worm pipefish)
Lineage: Eukaryota; Metazoa; Chordata; Actinopteri; Syngnathiformes; Syngnathidae
Gene: rps6kl1
Product: ribosomal protein S6 kinase-like 1
Biological process (GO): protein phosphorylation
Molecular function (GO): ATP binding; protein kinase activity
Source: RefSeq, a predicted model, not a curated record
UCUCAGAGGAAUCAGAGGAGUGUGUUGUGUGCUUGCUGAUGCUGCUACCGCACACGGCAUCAUCCCAUCAGACGAUCAUGCUCCUUCAGAGAGGCCUAAACCUCCAGGUCACUGCAGGGGGACCAAGCACAGCGAGCACGGCGAUGCCAGGCAGAUAAUGUGUCCUACUUUUAAUAGUACCGGCAAGCAAAGGCGAGGAUGGCAAAGAGAGAUUACUUGGUGGAGGCAGCCAAGCAGAUCCACAUGGCUCUGGACAGCGAGGUCAACGAGGACUAUGAGGCUGCUUUCAGUUAUUACAAGAAUGGCGUGGAUUUACUGCUGAACGGGGUCCAGUUGGACCCAAACAAGGAGCGUCGGGAGGCUGUGAAAAGGAAAACAACGCAGUAUUUAAAGAGAGCAGAAGAAAUCUUCAUCACACAUCUGCAGGACAACCUGGGGAAGGGGAGUUCUCAUUUAGGGGGCUACAGCAGUCUGAGAUUCCGCCCAGUAAGACAUUUGAGUUCUCCUGUAGAAGAUCUGGAGAUGUGUAAGGUGGUGGGAGUCAGUGAUAAGGUCCUAGUGGUCCAAAGUAUGGUGAAUAAAGAGACGUUUGUUGUAAAGAGUCUGAUGAAGUCCAGCUGGGAGAGCAGAGAGCAGCCGACCAUCAUCCCUCAAGGAGUUCCCUACAUGGUAAAGCUGCUCAGGUAUUACGUCAGUGAGGAUGCCGUUUACCUCCAUCUGGAACAUGUCAAAGGUCAGAAACAAUUGCAGGUGUACGUAAAAGCAUUUAUAGUUUUGCAGACUUCCUGUUCUGUUUCUUUUGUCCAAGGUGGAAGGCUCUUCUCCAAACUGCACACGCUAAGGAAGGAGAGAGCCAAGGAACACCCAGAAUGCAUCUCUCCCGGUCAGAAUAACAUCAAGAUGAAGAGCAGCUACACUUCACCUGCAAUCUGCACAGACUACCAGUGCACCGUCAGUGUGGAAAGCGCUCAUCAGAAGCUGAGCGACGAGAGCCCGGACGUGGACGAGCCAAGGACCUGGGAUGAGACUCAGCGGCGUCUGGAGAGCUGCGGCACGCAUUCCUACAUCGAGGAGACAGGCUGCCUACAGAACUCACGCUCUGCAGCAUCAUUUUACACCAAGCUGGAGCGUGGGACUCUGCUCUCUGGUCCGGCUAAGGCACAGGUCAGCGCCAGCAUUCAUCCGCCAGCUCCGACUUUGUGUUUGCACUCUUCUCAAACUCAGGACAAGCUCGCUCUUCCUCUGUCCUGUGCUCGCAUCAGCCAAGCUCUGGACACCAUGUCAGAACUGCAGGACAGUAAAGCUGGAGUUGGACUAUUAGAAUGCAGCUCGGAUUUUGAAGUGGCUUGGAAAGCUGCUGAUCCAGCACUGGGAGGCAAGCAAGCGAGCCAAUAUGCAGUCACAGACAACAAACCUCAUUCUAGUCAGACCUCGUUUAGAAAAACCGAACCUCCAAACAGUAAAAGUCACAUGUUGAGCUCCUCUCCCGCCAUUUUGCAUCUCCCCCUUCAUUGCCAAACGCAAAUCCACGGAAUGGCAUCGUGGGAUACCACCGCCUAUUACCAAGCAGCGGACCAGGUGACAUACUUGGAUACAAAGCCAGCCAGCAGCAGUCCCACCUUGGAGGAUAAAAAUGGAGUGGUGGUCCUGAGUAGCACAGACCAAGCAGUGUUCUCAGACCACAGGGAGCCACGGACCACCUCAGGAAGCUCCUGGCCUUUCUCUGCUAGGAAACAUACAGAGAUGAAGCCCAGAGGAGAAACAGGGCCAGGUGAUGUGAGAGAAGGUAUAGAGGAAGCCUGUGAGAUGAUCAGUCCAGGACAGGUGGUCCCUGCGCCAUCAGAGGGAUCCUUUUCCAGCUGGUAUUCCCCUCGCCUCCUUGGUGCCCAAAAGAGGACAGAGCAGUCACCAGUCAGCACUGAGGAACAAGGAGACGACCAAAUCAUUGAGGUGGAUGGAUGGUGCCACCUCCCUCGGAUCAAAUCCUCAGAUAAGUCGACUCACUGCGCCUGGUGGGGGCUCCCUGAAUCGGAGGUGCGCGUGUGGGGGGCUCAGAUCCUGCUGGCCCUGGAGAGUCUUCAUCAGCAGGGCAUCAUAUGUCGGGACCUCAGCCCCAGAAACGUGCUGCUCACCAGCAAUGGGAAGGUGUGUUUGACUUUUUUUGGGCAGUGGAGUGAGGUUCAGUCAGAGAUCAACUCCAACGCCAUGGAGCAGAUGUACUGCGCCCCAGAGAUCGGUGGCGUACUGAGAGUCACUGAAGCUUGUGAUUGGUGGAGUCUUGGAGCUUUGCUGUUUGAACUCCUCACAGGAAUGCCCCUUUGGCAGCUCCACCCAGCAGGAAUUAACUCCCACACACAGCUGCUCAUCCCGGACCACCUGAGCACCGCAUCUGCAUCCCUGCUGACCGAGUUACUUCAGUUUGACGCUGGGUAUCGCCUGGGGUGUGGAGGUGGAGGUGUGAGCGACAUCAAGUGUCAUCCGUUCUUCAGUAGCGUCUCCUGGAAAGCCCUGAGCUGCUGACUUCUUCACUCGAGGCCUCCACGAAGAACAGCAUGCUCUCACGUCCACAUGUCGGGUGCAGCCUGAGACUUUGAAAGUGUAUGCUUCCCCAAAGAAAAUUAUAUCACAGGAAGUGAUGAAAAAAACAACCAAGUCCAACCAACCAACAACAUAAACCUAAUAAGCUACUUAUUAGAGCAUAUCAGAAUAUUAUACUUUUUGAUGGCUGCUUUUAUGUCCAUGCUGGUUUACGAUCAACACUGUGUGGAAACAUUCCUUGGACCAGUCCUUCUCAAAAUAGUGGGGCAGUGCCGGGGGGGGGGGGACAUGCUUUUUUGCCAUAUCACUAUAUGAUGAAGUGCAUGUAGCACUUGGCUUCACCUUAACCACGGUGGGAGACAAGGAAAGACUGCUGUGUUUAUUGUAAUGUUAAUAAGUUAUGCAAUGCUAUGCACAUGUAUGGUUAGAACAAUUUGAAAGACAAAUGAUACUAUUUAUAGUCACAGUGAGUGACUUUCUUCUUCCAAGGGGUCACGUAACAGAAAAUCAUUGAGAAGCACUUCCUUGGACUGACUUUCUUUUCACAGCACUUCAGGCAAUAAAUGAGAUGAUGUAAUUGUCACAAUUUUUAAACACAUUCAGUGAAGUGAUCAUUGCCUGCAAACCAAACAUGACCUGAAACAUAUUUUGGUAGGGUUGUUGAUUUUUUUUACUAAAUCAAAUAAACCAAGUUGCACAAAGGAAAAAUGACACUAUAUGCACAAAUGUUAGUACCCAUUCAUAGUGUGUAAAAACAGUCUUGCAUUAACAUGUUCAUCAAAUA